Molecule: messenger RNA, 3309 nt
Organism: Colletes gigas
Lineage: Eukaryota; Metazoa; Arthropoda; Insecta; Hymenoptera; Colletidae
Gene: lolal
Product: longitudinals lacking protein-like
Exons: 4
Coding region: 323-706 (127 amino acids)
Biological process (GO): regulation of transcription by RNA polymerase II
Cellular component (GO): nucleus
Molecular function (GO): protein binding
Source: RefSeq, a predicted model, not a curated record
GAUAUUCAGUUCAGUAUACGCUCACGAACGCGUCGGAUCCAAACUGUUGAAUGUUUUCGGGCUUAACCUAGACGAAAUCUGGUACACUAAAUUCCGCGCGAUAAAACGACGCUCUAUAUCGCAAACGUUUUAGAACGUCAUUAUUCGUGUCUCUGUCGACUAGUUCCAAUGUAAUUUCUAUUUUCGAUCGUGUAGGAAGGAAUCGUUUUAGUUUGUCGCGUGUACGCGCGGUUCUCUCGUUAUCACGUCUUUUCGAUUCUUCUACUACCUGCCCUUAUCUUACAAACUCAAUCGAGGAUUAUUGGGACAUUGGUUGUUAAUAAUGGCAGAUGAACAGCAACAAUUUUUUCUGAAAUGGAACGAUUUCCAAUCUAAUAUGGUAUCGUCGUUUAAACAUUUACGAGAUGAGAAAAGUUUCACAGAUGUGACGUUAGCUUGUGAUGGUCAAACCUGUAAAGCACAUAAGAUGGUGUUAUCUGCCUGUAGUCCUUAUUUUAAGUCUUUAUUAGAGGAAAAUCCGUCCAAACACCCCAUUAUAAUUCUAAAAGACGUCGCGUACAGCCAUCUUCAAGCUAUUUUAGAAUUUAUGUACGCAGGGGAAGUUAAUGUUUCGCAAGAUCAAUUGCCAGCGUUUCUUAAAACUGCUGACCGACUCAAAGUCAAAGGCUUGGCAGAAGCACCAGGUGCCAUUAAGAGAGAGGGUUAAAAAUUGCACUUAUAGUUAUGGAUUUUGGGAAGCAUGCGGACUGAACAAAAAAAAAAAAAAAAAAAGUGUAAUAAUGUAAAGUGAUCGCGUAAAGACAUAUACCACACACUAUAAAAACACACGCUAUGUGUGCACAACUCAGUGUCCUCUGGUUCAUGACUUGGAUCAACACACAGCGACAAUGUAAAUUAUGCCUUUUCUUAAUCUCAGUUAAUGUUAACGUUGUAUUGAAUGUAUGUAUACAAAUACGGUAGAGAUGAAAUGUUGAUGUUUGUCUUGAACCCAUUGCGCCAUAAUGCGGUGGCAGCAAUAACAUUGAUUAUUUUUUUAAAACAAAGUGCUGCAAAAAAAAACUAAUAAGUGGGUCACGAUAGUUUACAAUACAUGCUGACGGGGCAGUUUUGUGGAUCAAACGAAAAUGUUAACAAACAUCUUUACAACUACCUGAUUUUUUAAAAUGGAUCUACCGACUCGCUAUACUUUCUAUCGGUGGUUUCACGGUAGAUCUAUUCGCAGAGUAUCGAAAUUUCUGGAGUCCGUACCAAAUGCUAGCCGAGCCAAAUAUUUUUAUUGGUAAUUUACCGAUCGAGGAUCUAACAAUUUUAUUUUUCGUUGAUUUUCAAAGAAGGAAAUAUACAUGGAUUAAAAUUUUAUGCUAUAGUAUUGUAUAAGGUUUUGCUGAUACAUCGGUCGGGUACGACCAAAAUGGUCGACCGACACAUUUAUUGGUAUCGAUUCGCACGAAAUUUGGAUCGUAUCGUGACUAGAUCUGCGACACCCCCGGUAAUCCCUUCAAAGAAUGUUAAAUCAAAUUUACUGGAAGUCGUAACGCGCGUGUCGUAUAUCGCUCUCUUUCGUUGUCCACUUGGUUUCGUUACAUUACGUAGUUUCUCACUGCUGGUUAUUCGCAAUCGGAACGAAAACAAUUGUUUCGCUCGUUUAAAAUCUACUCGGAGCCAGUUACUUCUUCCAGUGAUCGUGAUUUUUUACUUAACCAAAUACUGCCAGUAUUUGUACCGGCGUAUUCACAAUAUUACCGAUAGACCAAAUUUAUUUAUGAUAAUAAUAUAUUAAGGGUUGAAUGUCUUAAAUCGAGGGAAGGUUAUUGUAAUAUAAGCAAAGCAAAUUUUUGUAAAGUCGGAGCGCACAGUUCCUUUCCUCUCCGAAAGAAUCAGGAUAAUCAGAGAGAUUUGCACACAAAACAGAAGUCAGGAAACAUUAUCGAGUCAAGAGUACAUGCAUUAACGCUCGAUUUAUGCAAGCUAUUCUGUUAUUAAUUAUAUAUUAAAAUGUCCUAUUGUUUUCAUUCAUAUUUUCAAGUAUUGACGUAUUUCCUUAACGAGUUUGCAGUCCAUAUUAUCUUUCGCUUCACUUUUCUUUCACUUUUUCUCGUAACGACACAAAUCCGAUUCUUGACUCCCGUUCACUUGUCACAUUUCCUUGCAAUGUAUCAUUCUCCUUCGUACCGAAAUUGUUUUUAGCCCAAGUAUUGUAAGAUUCAGAUUUCUGAGAAAGUCGAAUACAUUAUUACGUCCGAUGCGAUCGAUAAGUUUGUUCUAACAAUGCGUAUCACGGUAUCUGAACUCGUCAUUUAACGAGCACGAGCAGCUCUACGGCACCGAAUCGUCGAUUUAGAAUCGACGAUUUCGUGCCCUAGAUUCCGACCACCCUGGAAACAAAUUAUGGUGUACAGGAAUUUUUCUUUCGUAGCGUAGCUUUUAUUUAAUUUUUUGCGUCGGAUGUUCUUGUGAAUAUCAUCGUGAUUGUACGAUUAUUAGGAAGCAGCGAGUUUCGAGCGAACAAAAAAUAAUCACCCUUGUCGUCAGCAAGGUUUGAACGAAUCUAAUAACAACCGUUGUUGCAAUUAAGAAUGACGAAUGUACGAAAUGGGACCAGCAGCAACUAAACGUCACGGUAAUUGGAAUUGACUUUAUCAGUUUGCGUUAAAAGCCACGUAUGUACGUUUCUUUUUCUUUUUCCCCCCCACCCCGGCGAAACACGUCUUCUCACCGCGUAUCCAAUUCUUUUUACUCGUUUAUUUCUGCGAGCAAAAAAGGUAAAUGUCAAAAGUAGAGUUUUCACAGUCAUCCGAUAGCAAGUCACGCAGAAAAAAAAAAAGAAGAAAAAAAAAAAUGAAAGAAAUGACGAUCCCGUGUCUAUUCUCAGUAUUUAAGACAGCCUUUAACGUUAAGACGGUUGGGUUCAGUUCCUACAAUGACACGUUUAUCGGGCAUUUGGUGGUUGAUAUGCGAAUUGUACCGUGUGUAUUUGCUGAACUGCAAAGUUGAGAUAUAUACAUUUUAGAGUAGAAGAAAAAUGUUAUAUGAGUGAUCGAUUCGAGAUAAGUUCGCAAAUUGUUGAUAUGCCUUCCUUCUCGUAUGUUUUUUUUUUUUCUUUUCUUUUCCGAUUUCUUUUUAGUAGACGCUUCCGUAGAGGGGGGUUUGCGUACGUUUUUUUUUUUUUUUGUUUUUUUCUACUCCCUUUUUAUCUGGACUUUUGAGAACGGCCGAUUUGCGAUUUAUUGGUUUACCGAUGUUGUUACCCGACGAAUCUCUCAUUCCUUUUGUACUUUCACGAAAUUCUAUAAUGUUCUCCCCAUUUUU